AUGGAGUUUCCAAUCGGGGCGGAAACCAACGUUCGAGUCUUUGAUGAACUUUCAACUUGUUAUUGGAGGGUUUAUGGCGUUGAUUUCAAUGAGAGGGGUCUUGGGACCUUGGGGUCUUCAAUCAAUCAACUCUUUAAGAAAGUCCAAAUAUGUGCAUUAGCACUACGAGAGGCUGGGUGUCUUACAUGUCCAUCAUCUGAUGGAGUUGGAAUUUGGAUAUUUUCGCUUGAUGCUGAGUUUUCUAGGCUAAAGUCUUUCACGUCAAGUCAGAGCAAAUAUUCACAAGAUAUAAUUGUUGGACAGGUGCCAAUACACGAAUAUUGUGGGGGAACCACAUCUCUAGCUGAACUUUCUCAAAAACUGCUAUCCAAAGCUUCAGAUAACCUCCUCAAUUCUAGCCAAACUGAGGAACUAUCGGAUAGAAAUAGGCUAGAGAUACCCGCAUCGUUGGAGUUAACGCAUUCUUCUCUAUACGCGUCAUUUAUUAGCUCAAUAGCUUGGUCAUUCUCACUGUAUUUGGCUAAACGUCACGGAGCUAUACCCCUCGGAAAAAGGACCUUUUUCACAGUCGCAGAUCCUGAUACAUCUCCUGGCGGGGCUUCUGGCUGCAUUAUUUCGACACUGGAUAUCGAAACAUCCCAAAGUGGCAAGGUGGCCGUAUCACUUCGGCCUAGAUUCCAACCAGGAAUAUGCCAACUUUCUGAAAGCCCUGGGCCCAGUAGCAUUGGUGAGCUACGAUUACAUGACGAUAUAUGGCUUGCUCCCACAGGGACAAUAGCUAGAUACAUAGGUAUAGGAGGUAGUGAAUAUGCACUCGGUACCGGCAACUCGUAUAACACCAGCAACAGCGCACAUUGUUCAAAAAAUGGCUUCUCCGGUGAGGGCCAGGAUCCAUGGAAAAUGGCUGUUUGUUCUUGGCUUGAGAGAACAGGGGUUCCUAUAGGGGUAUCGGAUAAUAUGAGAUGGAUACAAGUUGAAGUGGUGGCACGUCAUCAACGGUUGGGCCAGACCAAGGCCAAUGGUACCCGAAGAAUCUACUGGCCGGCGCAAUUAUGUUUUAGAAAAGCUCGCUUCCCCAAAGGCUCCCCAAUUCAAGGAGCCAAGACUUUAUCCCGCGACAGUCUGGGGCCUUUACAGUACGCCCAUCAAUGGCUAAAAUGCUCUCUACCCAAGGACGAGGUUUUAUCACGGAACCCACCACCAGAUGUUACCCAGCCCGCAGAGCAGCAUCCUCAAAGCGAACUUGUUGGCAUACCCCGAUUUCCACCCAGCUACGGUAUACCCAACCCUCCCGGAGGCGCAUUAGGAUUCGGGCAACUUCCAUCCGAUCACCCUGGGGGGCAGUAUCCUCUUGAAAUAUCGCAGGCCUCGAGGGAGGAACCAGAUGCUAACAUUGCCGAAUCCCUAAAUCCUAAUACCAGAUCAUUAAUAGAAGCGGCAACCCCCGGGCUCGGCACCGGAGCUGGAAUGUACGACACCGCGGCUGACGAUGACUUGUUUGAAGAGAUAGGUGACAAUUUCGACGACAAAGGAAUUACUGAGGCAGACUUCAACUUUUUUGACGAACCUGGACUUUCUGAUACUAAUUUGGACGUUGAUUCGGGAAACCUGAGCCACAAUUUUGUUAUGUCGGACCAUCCUACGGUGGAAUCAAAGACGGAUCUAGAAAUGAACGAAUCAUCGGCUUCCUUAGAGCCAGUUGGACCUGCCGAGCCGGGAGGGAUGGAAACCCCAAUGUUAGACAAUGCUGUGGAAUAUAACACAAAUCAAGGACAAGGUGAACUUAACAGUAACCAGCCCGUGACUGGAGUGGCGGACGCGGAGAGGAGUGCGGAACGCCCAAUAAGCCCGCCACUCAGCCCGUCAGGGGUAAAACGUAUUUUAUUUUCGAACGCAACAGGAGGCUCAGAAAAGGCCAAAAACACACUGACUUCUGCCGUGGCGCUUCCAAUAGGCGCAAACAAUCAACUAGGACAACAUAAAGGUCGUUACGAUGCCAUACCAUUCCAACAUGAGCUCGGCUUCUCCGAUAGAAAAUACGGAAUUGAUGGCAGAUUUUGGUUUCUUCCUGAUCGCAAAAACACAAAUCAAAACGCGGAUUCAAAUGUGACAACAAUUCCUAUGGUCAAUGAUCCGCCAGGGCCGAUCUAUAAAUUAGGACAGCAGGAUUACAAUCACAAAGGCAACGAACGCAUAAAUUGUCCUGACAACGAAAGAUGCUCAGCCUCUGACUCUUCAACAUCAUCAGUUUCAGGGGAUGACUAUGAACAGGCUAGAACCGACAAGUUGCGCCCCCUAGAUCCCAUCGAUACCAGAUUGAGGAGGGGAGACUUAGAAGAAAUUUUCUCAGUUAGUUCGUCUCUACAAAGCCCUGGAUUCAACGUCAGAAAGCCUUAUACUACACCCUCUGACCUCGAAGAGGAUGUGCUAUUAGCUGGGCUUAUCUACCCCGCUACUGAUUGGCUAUUGUCUGGCUACUUCAAAGCAUUCGAACCCAGUGUUCGCUCGGUUCUUUGUGGCCGAGAUGAGAUGCUCCACGUAGCACAGCUCUUGGUUGAUCAAAUUACUCAAUCUACUUUGGCGCAUAAAAUGGAGAUCACUUAUGAGGAGAAUGAGAAAGAUAUCUGGCAAUCAUCGAUAGACGACAUUAGCGCACUAGGCCAAUCCCGCAGGCCUAAUCUCAAGUGUUAUGCAUCGAUUAGUGACAUUGGGCCUAGUCAGCAAAUGAAGGAUGCAACGGGCGGUGGCAUCAUCAAUUUGAAGCCGCCACAUAUGCAUAUCAGGCGUGGAAAUUGUUCUCUUGAAGUCCUACCAACUGCUAUAUCUUUCUGGGAAACAUUCGGCCUUGAACCCCUCAAAGGCAAGAAGGAUAUCAUUUCCUAUUGUCUACACCCCGUGUCCAUGCAAGAGAGCGCCAGUGCAUUUCUAGAUAGGCUGGGUCUAACGUAUUUGGGCGCCAAUCUGGGCACAUUCUCCCGUCCUGGUAGCGCAAAGGGCUUGGUUCCAUGGUCCCUAGGCCAGGAUAAGCUGGACUAUACCUCAAUUAUGCGGAAGUUACAGCAUAUUUGUGAAUCUUUAGUAGGAACUGCGAUGUCAAAUUUAUCAAUGAACAACAAAACUGCGGUUGUUUACAUCGUGAAUCCUUUCAAGAUAGGUGCAGCGAUGGUUGAUAUAUGCGCAGCGUUCUUACGCCUCUUUCAUAAAUAUGUAGAAGAGGCUGACAAACGUGCAGUUCGUCGCCUUAACGAGCUGGUAUUGCAGAUAAUCCCAUCCGACUUUAUCGCUGGUGAUGACUCGUUGGUAAUACCCACGCAAAAUGAGUAUCUCCGCCUUGCAUUGGAGGUCUACUCCCGCUGCCCUCCACAACAGCCUAUAUCGGAUAUGUUUGGGGCCGCUCCUGCAUUUAGCCUGGCGCCAUCCGUUCCAAAAAUGAUUCCUUUCCGGCUUACUGCAGAGGAGGGUUCUCCCAUGGAUGCUGGGAAGGCAUGCCAUGUAGCAUAUUCUGUGAGCCAGGAUCAGCGGUGGGUUACUGCAGCGUGGUGCGAUAAUCUAGGCCUACGCCAGUUAACGUUGUCGUACUCUCUCCGACAAGACGUUUCUCAUACCUGUAGACCAUUAUCUGAAGUUCGAGAAGAUAUCUGGCAGGUGACGGUAGACAUGACAGGGAUGUCUUGCUGCCGCUGGCGUGUUGUUAUUGCAAAGGAUGAACCAAUGGACACUGAAGAAAUAACAGCCUGGACAAAUCUUGCGGCUCGUCACAAUCAGCAUCACCCCAGCCAGGUAGAUUUGGCCCUUCUCACCGUAAAUAUAGAGCCAAACCUACGCAUGAAGCUACCCCCUCCGCCACCGCAACUGAACGCUCUUUACCAAUCUGGCAAUGCUUCAACUCCGGUUUCUACUCCAAAACCCAGCAUAUCUUCUCCCGAUCCGUCAACCAGUGCUUCAACCCCACCCAAUAUCUCUAGUACACCAAACUUAUCAUCCGAACCAGCCCUAUCUCAGACCCAAACCAACGUUCAGGUUCAUCCUACUCAAGUCCCCGUAGAGUCGAAUACUGAAACACUCCUUGUGGACAAGUCGGACGACUCCUGGGCCCUAAUUCUAUCACAGCGCUUGAAUAACUCCCACUCAUUUACCAAUUAUAACCCGGCUCUCGCAAACGGAUACCUUAUCCACCGUAGCGGCACCAGCGACAAUGACUGGAAAGCUUCCUUGAUGGUCAAUUUGAUACACGUCCAGACUCGAAUUCCUCCCAGUAUUAUCUUGAAGGAUUUACUAAGUAUAUACCGGGAUAUGGCUUCUCUAACCCGGGCAAGGGGACUUAUCUGUUCCCGGGAAAACCAUGGCCUCCCCUGGCACAUUUCUACAGCAAUUAGGGGACAGGAGUUAUUAGGAUGUAUACUAUAA
This is a messenger RNA of Nannizzia gypsea CBS 118893, 4407 nucleotides long. RefSeq lists its product as hypothetical. The transcript has 6 exons. Gene Ontology annotation, molecular function: transcription coregulator activity. The record is from RefSeq and is a predicted model, not a curated record. Gene Ontology annotation, cellular component: mediator complex. Lineage: Eukaryota; Fungi; Ascomycota; Eurotiomycetes; Onygenales; Arthrodermataceae. Gene Ontology annotation, biological process: regulation of transcription by RNA polymerase II. Bases 1 to 4407 code for a protein of 1468 amino acids.